This is a messenger RNA of Tuber melanosporum (Perigord truffle), 1332 nucleotides long. RefSeq lists its product as uncharacterized. The coding region runs from base 750 to 1004 and encodes 84 amino acids. The transcript is spliced from 2 exons. The record is from RefSeq and is a predicted model, not a curated record. NCBI's taxonomy places the organism in Eukaryota, Fungi, Ascomycota, Pezizomycetes, Pezizales, Tuberaceae.
CUCAUCUUCCCGUCCGACAAUGAAGAAGAGCGGAUCCUCCCUGCUGUAGCCCCGUCCAAUCAACAACCAACAAUGCAUCCAUCCGUCGCCGGGCCCGAGAAGAACGCGACAAUACAAAGCUCCGUCCGGCCCCUCCAAGAUCCCUCGCAAACCCGUUUCUGAAACCACUCCCACCCCAUUACCGGCAAACUACAGUAUCGCAGAUUCCCUAAAGGUCGCAAACCCCCCCUCUCUGGGCUCUGUGUUUAAUUACCACUACUUGGCAAGCCACUAAGCUCGGGCAUUCACAGUGCCGAUAUCUUGGUUCUUCAGAGCAACACUUCCACUACUGGCACUCUACGCCUCUGGUGAACGCUAUUACUCAACCAAGCUCUGAAGAAGAAAAAGAAAGAAAAGAGCUCGGCGACCUUUGGGCUCCCUUUCACUCCUUUUCGGGAAUUUACAAACAAACCCGACUAAAAAGGCUCUUUCUUUCUUUCUUUUUUCCACCGGUAAUUGGGGGGUUCUUUUUUCCCUAAUUAGUCUGUCGUACAACGGUGGAACACGCCCCCUUUUCCGUCCAGUUUAGCCGAAAAGAACAAAAAAAAAACCCCCACCUACCGUACAUACCUUACAAAUCCAGCUUGGGAAACAAUUUCUUGUCUACUCAUCUCACUCACUCAUUCCACUACCGUACACCUUUAUCCAUCACACACACACACACUACCGGACCACGGACGAAAGAACGGACGAAACCGAGCAAGCAACCGAUGUCCUCCUCGUCACUCAUCCAGCUUCUCCAGCGGAAGCGGUACCAGUACGAGGUUACCUUCUCGCUGUACAUGCUUACCCCAACUGAGAAGAUCAUCUUCAACUCCUUCCUAUUCGUAUUCCUCUCCAUGCUGAUCCUCGCAGCCUCCUUGUACCUGCCUCAUCAUAUCCAUACCAUCGCCUCGAGAGCUUGGUUUUACUACGCGGGGGAUGAGGAGUUGGUUCAUGCUCCGAUACCCGCGUCGAUGAAUUGAUAUUGCUAUUGCUGUGGCGGUAAAGGGGAAGAUUGGGAGAGCUCUGCUCUUCUCCCCCUGGUCAGACUGGAGUUUAGAAGGGCAAAUCCAUCAGUAAUAGCACCAAUUGAGGGGAGGUUGAAAUGUAUAAGACUGGCGGGUAGAGUAGGAUGGUGUUCUCCUUUGAGGAUUAGAAAAAAAAAGUUUAAUGCAUGCUUGAAUACGAGGAUAGGGUGAUCAUAAAGGGAGGGAGGCUGGUGAGCUGCCUCGUAAUUAAUGUUUUUCAAUUCCUGUUUACUAUGUGGGAGUAAUGUUCUGGUCGCUCACUGGGUCGCUUUUUUUCUUUUUU